Pangasianodon hypophthalmus (striped catfish) is the source of this 3933-nucleotide messenger RNA. RefSeq names its product NLR family CARD domain-containing protein 3-like. Lineage: Eukaryota; Metazoa; Chordata; Actinopteri; Siluriformes; Pangasiidae. Bases 359 to 3055 code for a protein of 898 amino acids. The record is from RefSeq and is a predicted model, not a curated record. Gene Ontology annotation, molecular function: protein binding. The transcript has 7 exons.
ACAAUGUGUGUGCGCAGGUGUGUGUGUAUGUGUCACUGCCCUUUGCUCAGGUAGAGUGUCAGUGAAAAUAAAACUCAGCAGCUCCAUUUUGUGUUGGGGGAAAAUAAACCAUUUCAGGAGUAAAAACACAGUGAGUCUCUAAAUCUAAAGCUAUAAUAUAUAAACACACUGAAGUGACACUAGAUGCAGAAGAGUUUUGUGGGUUUGUACUGAAGGUUUAAUGUACACAGGUUGUUUUAGGACUUGAUACCGUGACUAUUUCCUGUAAGUGAACUCUGUGCUGAUACAGGGUUUGAUUUAACACACCGAUGUUGGAGUGAAGUAAACGUGUGUCCUGCUGUAAUCUGGAGAAGGAGACAUGACCUCCAACAUGAGUGUGUCUGGAAAACAGGACUUAAAGAAAGACGAGAGAAUGAUGGAGAGAAAGAGAUCAGACUCACCAGAACCCAGCUGUGUGUCCAUGAAGAGUGACCAGUCAAUGGAUCCUCCAAUUAAGUUCAGAGACAGAGACAGUUCUACUGAUGUGAGACCACAAAAGAAGAAAUCAAACAUCAGCAGAAAUCAGUUGGAGUCCAUAUUCAAGGAGCUGGAACACAAAGUCAUCACUCUGAUAAAGAAUGAGCUGAAGAGGUUUAGGAAGCUCCGGAGUCCAGAUUACCCAGCAUGCACUGAGAGGGAGGUGGAGGAUGAGGAGGAUCUGCACAGUGUCAGAGAGGGAGCGCUGAAGAUCACACUGCACGUCCUGAAGAACAUGAACCACACAGAUCUCGCUAACACACUGCACAACAAACUCACCUCUGUGUAUCAGCCAAAGUUCAAAUCCAACCUGAAAGAGAAGUUUAAAAGAAUUAAUGAAGGAAUUUCACAGCAUGGAAGCUCAGCACUUCUGAAUGAGAUCUACACAGAGCUCUACAUCACAGAGGGUUGGAGUGGAGCCGUCAAUAAUGAACAUGAGGUGAGACAGAUUGAGACAGCGUCCAGGAGACCAGCAACACAGGAGACACCCAUCAAAUGUAAUGACCUUUUUAAAGACAAGUCCGUCAGAACUGUGCUGACUAAAGGAGUUGCUGGAAUUGGAAAAACAGUCUCUGUGCAGAAGUUCAUUCUGGACUGGGCUGAAGGAAAAGCAAAUCAGGACGUCUUCUUCAUGUUUCCACUUCCCUUUAGAGAGCUGAAUUUUAUGAAGCAGAAAAAUCUCAGUCUGAUGAACCUUCUUCAUCACUUUUUCCCAGAAAUGAGAAAACUACAAUUAAUAGACUGCGACUCCUACAAAGUGGUGUUGAUCUUUGAUGGUCUGGAUGAGUGUCGACUUCCUCUAAAUUUCCAGAACAAUGAGAGAUUGUGUGAUGUGACAGAGUCAGCCUCAGUGGAUGUGCUGCUCACAAACCUUAUCAAGGGGAAUCUGCUUCCUUCUGCUCUCCUCUGGAUAACCUCUCGACCAGGAGCAGCCAGUCAGAUCCCUCCUGAGUGUGUAGACCAGGUAACAGAGGUACGAGGCUUCAGUGAUCCUCAGAAAGAGGAGUACUUCAGGAAGAGGAUCAGUGAUCAGAGCCUGGCCAGUAAAAUUAUCAGACACAUGAAGUCUUCAAGAAGCCUCUACAUCAUGUGCCACAUCCCAGUCUUCUGCUGGAUUUCAGCAACUGUUCUAGAGAGAAUGUUGGUUGAAGCAGAGAGUGGAGAGAUCCCCAAGACUCUGACUCAAAUGUUCACACACUUCCUGAUCUUUCAGAUCAAACACAAGGACCAAAAGUACCAUCAGAACUGUGACCCUGAUCCUCAGCACACCAGAGAGAGUAUCCUGGCACUGGGAAAACUGGCUUUCCAACAGCUGGAGAAAGGAAACCUGAUCUUCUAUGAGGAAGAUCUGAAAGAGUGUGGCAUUGAUGUCAGAGAAGUGUCAGUGUACUCAGGAGUGUGUACCCAAAUCUUCAGAGAGGAGUUUGGGCUUCACCUGGGGAAGGUGUUCAGCUUUGUACAUCUGAGUGUUCAGGAGUUUCUGGCUGCUUUAUAUGCAUUUCUCUCCUCCAUCAGCAGAAAUGUAACCAAUCAACAAACCACUGAUCUGUCUGAUCUUCUCAGAAAGUCAAACAUGUCUGAUUUCCUCAGGAGUGCUGUGGACAAGACUUUACAGAGUGAUAAUGGACACCUGGACCUCUUCCUCCGCUUCCUAAUGGGUCUCUCACUGGAGUCCAAUCAGACUCUCUUACGAGGCUUAAUGCCACAGACAGGAAGCAGCUCUCACAGCAAACAGGAAACAGUCAAGUACAUCAAGGAGAAGAUCAGGAAGAAUCCAUCUCCAGAGAAAUCCAUCAAUCUGUUUCACUGUCUGAAUGAACUGAAUGAUCAUUCUCUAGUGCAGGAAGUACAAACUUACCUGAACAGAGGAGGUUACAGGUGUCUCAGUGGAACCAGACUCUCUCCUGCUCAGUGGUCAGCUCUGGUGUUUGUGUUACUGAACUCAGAACAGGAGCUGGAUGAGUUUAAUUUGAGGAAAUAUGACCCUUCAGAGGAAGGUCUUCUGAGGCUGGUGCCAGUGGUCAAAGUCUCCACAAAAGCUGUUUUGUAUGGGUGUAAUCUGACAGAGGAAAGCUGUAGAGUUCUGUCCUCAGUUCUCAGCUCAAACUCCUCCAGUCUGAGAGAACUGGAUCUGUGUCACAAUAAACUGCAGGAUUCAGGAGUGAAGCUGCUCUCUGCUGGACUGGAGGAUCCACACUGCACACUGGAGAUACUGAGGCUGUGUGAGUGUAAUCUGACAGAGGAAAGCUGUAGAGUUCUGUCCUCAGUUCUCAGCUCAAACUCCUCCAGUCUGAGAGAACUGAACCUGAGUGAGAAUAAACUGCAGGAUUCAGGAGUGAAGCUGCUCUCUGCUGGACUGGAGAAUCCACACUGUACACUGGAGAUACUGAGGUGUAUAUAUACACACACACACACACACACACACACACACACACACACAGAGGUCAGAUUUUCACUUUAUCACCAAAUUUUACAUACAGAAAUGAGUGUAUGUUUUUAUGUAGCUGUAAAUUUUAAAAACUAUGCUUAUGAAUUGUAAUUAUAGCUGUUUAGAUCUUGUGUCUCUGCUCGAGGUGUAACACAAUGCUAUUAUCUGUAUCUGUUUAGUUCUCAAAAUAUUCAUAACUGUUUUUGUAUUUGGAUUUAGACCGGAACUGGGCAUGGUCUAUACCAGAGGGUUUUUUGCAUGAACCCUAUCACUAUGCCCUGAAAAACAGUGAAAAAAGUCAGAUCUGCUGAAAAUAGAAAACAUUUUUUUUUUUUACAAAUUAUAACACAUUUAUUUAUUUAUUUGGUUGGUUGGUUUGUUAUUAUUAUAUAAAUUUUAUUCAACUCCUGAACCAGACAUCCUGUGGAACUUUAUGGAAAGUUUUCUGUCUUCUAUCUAAUGUGACUGAGUAAAAAAGCUAACUGUUUUUCAAAACAACAAUGUCUUUCCAAAUCAAGAAACUGUUAUUUACUGGUGACAAUGACAGCCACCUAAUAAUAUUUGAUCAGAUUUAUUUUAGCCUUUGUGUUUGUUACAUUCCAGAAAGAUCAGAAAAAUUCACUGGACACACUAUCAGAAUCUGUUCUAAAGCUGGACCUGGUACUGGCUCCAUUAGAACAGAUAACAUCAGAGAAAUUGGCUUAUUGACCUCACUGUAAAGUACGACUAGUACUGGCAUGUUAUUAACUGGUAAUGUACAGUUCUAUAAUUGUCAAGUUAUAUUGGGAUUCUCAGCCUCAAUGUCAGCCCAAACUUGACAAAGGCUUUAUUCAACAAUGAAGGGCAUAUGGAAUAACUCAAAACAUCUGAUUCUUGAUUACUGAUGCAAUUUAUUUGAAGAUCCUUCAAACAAUAACUUGAUCAUCUUUGCAUAAAUUCAGUGGUUCAAUCAGAUCUGCUUAGCUUAAUAACCUAUACAGGAAGCACAA